Molecule: messenger RNA, 345 nt
Organism: Symbiodinium sp. CCMP2456
Lineage: Eukaryota; Dinophyceae; Suessiales; Symbiodiniaceae
Source: the annotation of a GenBank genome assembly
AUGGCUAUGCGUGCAUCAACCACGUCGGGCGUGAAGCCAGGCUUCUCUGACCGUGUCUCCCGGCGUUCGGUGAAGCCCCGCGCCUCGUUUUCAGUGGAUGCAGUUGUCCAAGAUCGAUUCCGGAAGAUGGUGCGAUUCAAGCGUGUACUGGCUACAUACGGCUUGAUUGACUCUCAGCAAGGCACGUGGAACUUGACCGACCGCGAUGCCGUUGAUGAGCUCGUUAACAUCUUUGAGAUCAACGAAGACAGUUUCAAGUCGAUGGUGCAGCGCUCGACCGUGUGGAACUCCCGCACCAGCCGUAUCACCACGCGAGCCUCAGUAGCGUCUGCUGGGCCGGAUGCC